Malaya genurostris is the source of this 1062-nucleotide messenger RNA. RefSeq lists its product as uncharacterized. Lineage: Eukaryota; Metazoa; Arthropoda; Insecta; Diptera; Culicidae. The coding region runs from base 1 to 1062 and encodes 353 amino acids. The transcript has 2 exons. The record is from RefSeq and is a predicted model, not a curated record.
AUGGUUCUCGGUAUCGAACACUUUUUCUCAUUCUUCCCGACUACUAAUCGAAUACAGCAGCAAAAAUCCCGCCCAAUAUUAGUAGACAGCGUUUUUGGAUGGAUAGUAUCCUACACCACACGUGAAAUUCCUUCAUCAGGACAGAAUCCGCCAUGUAAUAUCGUUGCCGUCUCUCUGUUCAACCUUGAGGAGAGAAUCGAACGGUUUUGGAAGGUCGAAGAAUUACAACCCCGAUCCGAUUACUCCUGGGAGCAUAGGCAGUGUGAAAAAUUAUUUUCAACGACCACUACUAGAACUGCAGAAGGGCGAUAUAUAGUACGUUUGCCUCGUCAACCCAACUUCAAUCAGCUUAUUGGACAAUCCAAGCCUACGGCACUUCAUCGGUUCCGGCUAUUAGAAAGGAAACUCGAUAGGAAUCCUGAAUUAAAGAAGGAAUAUCACAAGUUUAUGGCAGAAUACCUCUCUCUUGGACAUAUGCAAUGUGUUCAGGACGACGACGGACAUCAUUCUGAAGGAUACUACCUCCCACAUCAUCCGGUAGUGAAAGAAGCCAGCACGACGACGAAAUUACGCGUGGUCUUCGAUGCGUCAGCCAAGACCUCAACAGGCGCAUCGCUCAAUGAAGCCUUGUUGGUAGGUCCUGUGUUGCAGGACGAUCUCCUAUCCGCGAUUCUCCGAUUUAGAACCUUCCCAGUGGCGAUGAUGAGUGAUAUCGCCAAAAUGUAUCCUAUUCAAUGCUAUGAAUUAUCCACAGUUACCUAUGGCUUAAGUCCAUCUUCAUUUCUCGCUACGCGUACGCUACAGCAACUAUCCGCUGACGAAGGCGAUUCCUAUCCUUUAGCAGGACCAGCUGUGCUGAAAGGUUUUUAUGUGGAUGACUUCAUUGGAGGAGCACAGUCCAUCACAGAGGCAAUCCAAUUGCGAAGGGAACUGAGUGAGCUACUAGCACAAAGCGGCGACUUCUCAUUCCGAAAAUGGACAUCAAACAACACACGAGUACUGGCCGAUUUAUCUCCCGAGGAAAUUGGUACCCAAUCACCCAUCGAAUUCGACGCUCAAUGA